Ziziphus jujuba (common jujube) is the source of this 1514-nucleotide messenger RNA. Its product is annotated as AT-hook motif nuclear-localized protein 17. The record is from RefSeq and is a predicted model, not a curated record. Gene Ontology annotation, cellular component: nucleus. The coding region runs from base 444 to 1379 and encodes 311 amino acids. Gene Ontology annotation, molecular function: minor groove of adenine-thymine-rich DNA binding; DNA-binding transcription factor activity. Lineage: Eukaryota; Viridiplantae; Streptophyta; Magnoliopsida; Rosales; Rhamnaceae. The transcript has a single exon.
UGUAAGGUUGAGCUAACCAAUACCCAUUUUCCCAAUUUGCACAUUCUCUCUCUACUUUCUCUCUCUCAUGUGUGAUGUGUGGACCCUACUUCACCUCCAACCAGCGGCGCCAUUAGUCUUUACUUGGUUUCCAAGCUCACCCACCUCCCUCUCUCUCUCUCUGUCUCUCUCUCUCUCUUACAGGCCAGUCUUCAUAACACCAUCUUCCCAUUUAUUAUAAAGAAAUCCAAAACCCCACCUUUCUAUCCUCUUGCUAGCUCCAUCUCCUUCCCCUCUUUAAUUCCUCUUAUCUCUCUCUUCUCUCUUUCUCUUACCCCUCUCUCCAUCCCUCUCCUCCUCCAACUCGUUAAUUCUUUUUUUAUUCCUAAAUCUACCAAAAAUACCUAUCAAUAUUAUAUAAAAAAAAGAAAAAAAUAGGGAUUUAAAAAAAAAAAAAAAAAAACAUGAAAGGGGAAUAUGUAGAAUCCAAGAAUGAAACCCAAAGCAUGUUCUCAAAGCUUCACCAUCCUCACCCUCACCAACACCAACACCAACACCAACAACACCACCCUCACCAACACCAUCCAUUCGCAAAUCCUUUCCAAGUAAUCACUCGCGAAUGCCAGACCUCCGAAGAAGACGAUACCAGCCGUAGCAGCAGCGGCGCCGCCACAGCAACAACAACUACCACAUCCAACCCAACUGCUCAGCGAGCCAAAGAUCCUAAUCCUCCCGGCGAUGGAGCAACCAUUGAAGUUGUUAGGCGACCGCGGGGUCGCCCUCCCGGCUCCAAGAACAAACCCAAACCUCCCGUCAUCAUUACGCGCGAUACUGAGCCCGCCAUGAGUCCUUACAUUCUCGAAGUCCCUGGUGGGAAUGAUAUUGUUGAAGCUAUUGCUCGGUUCUGUCGCCGGAAGAAUAUGGGUCUGUGUGUGCUAACCGGUUCUGGCACCGUUGCUAACGUCACGCUCCGUCAGCCUUCAACGACCCCUGGCGCUACUGUUACUUUCCAUGGCCGAUUUGAUAUCCUCUCCAUCUGUGCGACUUUUCUUCCUCAAACGACGGCGUCUUGCCCUGUUCCUAAUGGGUUUACUAUCUCUCUGGCUGGACCUCAGGGCCAGAUCGUCGGUGGUUUGGUCGCCGGCACGCUUAUUGCCGCUGGUACUGUGUAUGUAAUCGGUGCGUCGUUUAACAAUCCUUCUUACCACCGGCUUCCGGCGGAGGAUGAGGUUCGUAAUUCGGGUUCGGCCGACGGGCACUCGCCUCAGUCAGGUGGAGGAGACAGUGGCGGACACGCGCCGGCGGAGUCGUGUGGGAUGUCUAUGUAUAGCUGUCACUUGCCGUCGGAUGUAAUUUGGGCACCCACCGCUAGACAACCACCUCCACCGCCACCUUACUGAUGGGAAAAAAUAUAUAUAUAUAUAUAUAUUUUGUUUCUGAUUUUGUUGUAUUUCUUUUUAAUCUGCCUGUUCACUUGUGAAUUUUUAGAAGAUGCUCUAUUUUAUUAUUAUUAUUAUUACUAUUUAUUUUCAAAA